Messenger RNA from Aspergillus uvarum CBS 121591, 822 nucleotides. Its product is annotated as 18S rRNA methyltransferase BUD23. Gene Ontology annotation, biological process: rRNA (guanine-N7)-methylation. The coding region runs from base 1 to 822 and encodes 273 amino acids. The transcript is spliced from 2 exons. Gene Ontology annotation, cellular component: nucleolus. Gene Ontology annotation, molecular function: rRNA (guanine) methyltransferase activity. The record is from RefSeq and is a predicted model, not a curated record. Lineage: Eukaryota; Fungi; Ascomycota; Eurotiomycetes; Eurotiales; Aspergillaceae.
AUGUCACGUCCCGAAGACAUCCUACCCCCCGAUCUAUAUUAUAAUGACCGCGAAGCGUCAUUAUACACCUCCAACUCAAGAAUCAAAAGAGUGCAAGCAGAGAUGACGCACAGAGCACUUGAGCUCCUCGAUCUACGAACCCCAUCCCUUAUAUUAGACGCUGGUUGCGGCUCUGGUCUCUCGAGUGAAAUUAUAUCUGCAGGCGGUCACCAAGUCAUCGGCCUUGACAUUUCAGCUUCAAUGCUUGAUAUAGCGGUUCAGCGCGAUAUCGGAAGCGACCUAUUCCUUUCCGAUCUCGGCCAGGGCGUGCCAUUACGCGCCGGAUCACUAGACGCAGCGAUCAGCAUCAGUGCAAUUCAGUGGCUGUGCAAUGCAGAAUCGAGUGAUGUCAGCGCUGAGGGCCGAUUGCGGAGAUUCUUCGAGGGCCUCUAUGCUAGUCUUCGACGCGGGGGCCGCGCAGUCUGUCAAUUCUACCCAAAGAAUGAUGCUCAGCGAAGCAUGAUCAGUGGAGCUGCUAUGAAGGCCGGUUUCGGUGCAGGUAUCCUAGAAGAUGAUCCCGGCACGAAGAACAGCAAGUUGUACCUCGUUCUCACAGUUGGUGGUGGCGGGCUGCAGGGUGACAUUACCGGGGUUGUGAAUGGCAUGAGCGAUGUCGAUGUCCUUGAUGCUAGAAAAAGCGCCACUGAAAAGGGGCGAGCACUGCCCUCUCGGAAAGGCGACAAGGCUUGGAUUUUGCGUAAGAAAGAACAAAUGACCCGGAAGGGCAAGGUGGUCAAAGCAAAUUCGAAAUACACUGGCAGAAAACGGCGCCCUGCAUUUUGA